AUGCGCCGACGCUGCGUGGCUGCUGACUUGGGCGAAACGGCAUUCAAUGCCUUGAGGAAAGCUGCUAAGAAACGUCACCUUCAUAUUGUCAAGUGGAUAUUCGAGCAAAAUGUUAUCAAGCGAUGGCACUCAUGGAGGUUAGAGAAGGUUAUUCGGCGGCUUCUUGAGGGUGGGGAGUUGGAACUCGCCGAAAAGAUGCUCCCACCGGACGAUUCCCUUGUGAACUAUGUCGAAUACCUUUCGGGUCCUCAAGUGAUAGAAACACUUAUAGAGAGUGGGGAUUAUCCCAGGGAUAAGUAUUUCCCUUUUAGCGCGCUUUUUUCGCUUGCUUCGACUGGGCGUUUGGAACUUAUCCAGCAAAUUAGCGAACACAUUACCCCAGGUGCUGUAUCUUCAGAUCACUUCUUAUGGAGGGAUGCCUUGCAAGAGGCGUGCAAGAGUGGAAACGUGCCUGUAUUGCGAUGGUUUUUGGAACACGAAAUGGCUGGCGUGAUUCACCCCAGCAACCUUCUCGAUCUAGCCGCUGGAGAGGGCCAUCUCAACGUGAUGCAGUAUGUUUGCGAGCUGCCAGAUGCCACUAACUACUACUACGAGAAUGCUCUGGAGAGUGCGAUCCGUGAAGACCAGUUGGAGGCUGUCAAGUUUUUGCUACGGCAACUUUUGCUGUCUGGCAAAACCCCGGCGUGGCCUGUCGUCCGUCGUGCUGCACAUCAUGGCCGUUUGGAAAUGAUCAAGUUUUUCUAUAGCUUGGAGACGCCAAGCGGGCUUGGCAUAGAUCCCAAUGAAGUUGAAGUGAAGGAUACUUGGUGGAGAGAUCUCGAUGGGGCUGCGGAAGCCGCUGCCAGCGAUGGACAUCUUGCUGUCGUUCAAUGUGAGUUUCCUGAGAUUUUUCAAAAGAUAUGCCCGGAGUUACCGAAAAACGUACAAGCUUGGCUAGAUGCUCGGACUGAAGAGGCUGGAUUGAUCAAGUCCACGAGUGAACGAUGCUGA
Phytophthora sojae is the source of this 990-nucleotide messenger RNA. RefSeq lists its product as hypothetical. The transcript is spliced from 2 exons. Lineage: Eukaryota; Oomycota; Peronosporomycetes; Peronosporales; Peronosporaceae. The record is from RefSeq and is a predicted model, not a curated record. Gene Ontology annotation, molecular function: protein binding. The coding region runs from base 1 to 990 and encodes 329 amino acids.